This is a messenger RNA of Trichomycterus rosablanca, 8496 nucleotides long. RefSeq lists its product as uncharacterized. The transcript is spliced from 27 exons. Bases 118 to 6207 code for a protein of 2029 amino acids. NCBI's taxonomy places the organism in Eukaryota, Metazoa, Chordata, Actinopteri, Siluriformes, Trichomycteridae. The record is from RefSeq and is a predicted model, not a curated record. Gene Ontology annotation, molecular function: protein binding.
UCGAAACCGAAAGUUUUACUGAAAAGAACCGCCGCAUCGUGCCUUGGCAGUGUCCAAGCCGUGUGAGCGGUGUGGAAAUCAACAUAUUUCACAGGGUGUUUUAAAAAUGAAAACAAAAUGCCUAACUCAGUCUGGGCUGACAGGUAUUCAUACAUGUUAUUGGAUGGUUUCCUUGAUGAACAUCACACAGUGGAGAACCUAAGACGUGUGUCACCCAUCUCUGUGAAAAGUGAACUGUCAGUGAAUCUACCCAUCACAUUCAGUGAAAUGAACUGUGGAGUGAAGCGUGCAAAGCUAGAAGCAGCACAGGCUUUUUUUUCUGACCAGUUAGUGGAUCAACUGGGUACCUACAGCUGGUAUGAUUCAGUGUCUCCAGUUCCAUCACCUUUAUCACUUGCAUCCAACCAGACAAUGGAUUGCCCUUUUGUGUUUAAAAGAAGAUCUGAGGAGAUUCCAUCACCGUGUGUGUCUUAUCGAAGUGACCAGUCUAUGUAUGAACCCAUGAGAUUCAAAGACAAAAGAGAAAUCUUUUUACCCAGAUACAUGCAUGAUACAGUGUCUCCAGCUCCAUCAUCUAUUUCUCUUGCAUCCAACCAGUCAAUGGAUCGUCCUUUUGCAUUUAAAAGAAGAUCUGAGGAGAUUCCAUCACCGUGUGUGUCUUAUCGAAGUGACCAGUCUAUGUAUGAACCCAUGAGAUUCAAAGACAAAAGAGAAAUCUUUUUACCCAGAUACAUGCAUGAUACAGUGUCUCCAGCUCCAUCAUCUAUUUCUCUUGCAUCCAACCAGUCAAUGGAUCGUCCUUUUGCAUUUAAAAGAAGAUCUGAGGAGAUUCCAUCACCGUGUGUGUCUUAUCGAAGUGACCAGUCUAUGUAUGAACCCAUGAGAUUCAAAGAAAAGAAAAUCUUUUUACCCAGCAAUGCUGGACCUAGAAAUAGGUCUUGUGAUAUCUGCGAGCAGAAACAAGCAGUAAAGUUGUGUAUGACCUGUGAUGUCUUCUACUGUGAAGUCCAUGUGAGACAACACUACACAGUAAAAGCCCUGCAGAGACACACUCUGCUUGAUGCAACAGAAGAUCUGAAGCCAAGAAACGACCAGCUACAAAUGCUCGAUGUCAAAUCAAAGCAAAAAGACAUCUUGGUACAACAACUUCUAAAAACAAUUGGCGAGUUGAGAGCACAAAAUCAGAAAGUUGAGUCAGAGUUGUCCUUCUUCACAAAACAUUUUUACAGAGGAAUUGGAGCUGCUAAUGAUUUUACCUCAGACCUUGUUGAAGUUGCAGCUCUUGGUCGGCAGUUAGACCUUGGGAUACUGUAUGACUGCCGCAGUGAUUCUUUCAGCCCAGAUGACUUUUUGUGGGAUAAUGACACAGUAACCUCUGUGAAGUUGUCAAUUCCUCAGUUCUAUUCAGAUGAAAGGAUUUUAGAGGGAGACACUUUACAUGACAGAUUAAGUGCUUUGGAACUAACCGUUCCUUUAAGAGCGAGUGUAAUAUCAGGGCUGGCUGAAGUGUCUGGAGCUGCUGCAUUUCUGAAGCACCCAAAUCAAUUACAACUACAGGAGAGAGUCACUCUGCACUUCAGGACUUCCACCAGACUGGACAUGCUCAGUCACAAACUGCUGCAUGAUGGACCUCCUCUGCCACAGACCAGUUCAAACACAGCAACACACGUAGUCGUGGCAGUUCUGUAUGGAGCCCAGGCAUUUUGUGUCCUUGACAGGAAUCGUAUAGGAAGCAAGAAAGACACUGAACUGAGAGAGGAAAUCAAGAAGAUGAUGACAUCCUCCGGUGAAACAGAACAGCUGUCCAGUCUCGGUGACGGCAAUCUUUACAUUGAUGGAAAUGUCUUGCAAAGUUCUGAAAAAUGUUACACAGCAGUAAAUCACUACAGGAGUCUUAAAAAUACACGGGACCCUCAACAUUUAAAAGCAGUCCCUCUUAAAGCCUGGCUUCUUCCUCUUAAGUGUCUGGAUGCAACAUCUGCUCAUGUUGUUAAAGAAAUGAGUGAAGAUCAGUUGUUAGAAGCAGAGAAACGUCUGGAAUACCUGAAGAGUGACAUUGAGAUUUGUCAGCAAAUAUCUAAUGAUAAACGUCAUGAGGAAUUUAAAUCACUGCUGAGAUUAAAUGACUGUUUUGCUGAGGGUUCCUUACUUCUACAGCAGUACCAGUCUGUGUUUCAAAGAAGACUGGCCUCCAGCAUUAAGGCCAUACGAGAAAAAGGAGCAGAAAUAGAAAAGAACCUACAAGACCUUAUGAAAAGACAUGACGAGUCACCAUUCAGUCCACUGACUAUAAAACAAUGGCUAAAAAACCAAGUUGCUGAGAUGAGGGCCUUGAACCACUGCAGAUCUGCUAAUGUCAUUAUUGUAAAAUCCAAGAAUGAGUUACAGAGCAUCAUACAAAAUUCCCAAACAGACGUGAUGUGUUUCGCUUUGACUUCAGUGGAGGCUGAAGAUGCAUUCGUUUCACGUCUAAGGCAACACCUCGAUUUAGUAAACACCACAAACACAGAACACGAGGCACAGCAACCGUUCAGACUGCCUGAUACAAGUCAGAAAAUUAUCUCGGACCUUCAGAGAUUUCUUUUCUAUAAAGAGUCUUACUAUAAUGCCCAGCAAACCAUGUUCCUAGCUGCCUCUGUACCUGAUCCACAAUGCUCGGGGUCCUCCAUACAUCUUUACCAGUCUGGAAGUCUGGUGAGCUGCAAUGUAAAGCUUGAUAUAAAGCCAGAACCAGCAGAAAUAAUUGCAGUACAACAGACAAGGGCAACCGUGAAACUACCAAAUAUAGAGACCCACAGCACUAAACAAUACAGAGUGGAGUACAAAGCAGAUAAGCAUUUGAAGUGGAGAGCCACUGACUGUUUUGAAGAGAACUGUGUGAUUUCUGAUCUUGUACCAGAGUUUAACUACCAGCUCAGAUAUGCAGUAAUAGACAAUGACAGCAUGAGUGACUACAGCAGGAUCACAGAGUUCUACACACCCGCUAAAGCCAGACCUGGAGCUCCUACCAUUCUUAAACAAAAUGAAGAAUCUUACCUCAUUGCCUGGCAGAGGCCUGAAACUGAUGAAGACUCCCCUGUGAUCUGCUACGAGGUGGAAUACAUGGAGCCUGGUCUGAAGGGCUGGCAGUCCAUUCAAACAGAUGGUCCAGAGUGUGAAUGUACCAUUUCCCUUCCUUCUAGCACCUGUUACAAAGCCAGAAUCUCUGCUGUCUAUGGAGAUAAGGACAUCAGCAGCCCUAGUGAAGAAACAAAGGCUCCUGUUCGUGUUUGGUCUAUAGAUCUCUCAAAAAGAAAGGCCUCCAUCUUCCUAGAUGUGUUAAAAGUCCAAGCAAGACCUAAAUCUAUAAAAAUUAGAGACUGUGUAGAUGAUGAGAAUGAAGUGAAAUGUUUCCUUCAGGCUCUACCUUACAUCUCACACCUGAGAUUUGAUCCACCUCACAAUUUGACCGACUCUCAUAAAGAAUGGAGACAGAGAGUGAGAUCGUUCCUGUUGAAUCUGUGUCUGCAGGCAGCCCUUCAUCAGAAGGAGAGAAUUCUGGACACUCUCAAACUGCCUUUAUGUUAUUUGAAGACAAACGAAGAGCUGUCUGGCUUUCUGCUCGAUCUGUACUCACAUGCUGAGGACUAUGAGGCUCAAAAAGGCAGGAACUUACUUCCAGCUUUAGGGCCAGUUUUCCAGUCACUUCCUGCAGUCUGGUCCAUCAACUUCUCAGAACCAAGAGCUUCUUCUUUUUUAAAAGUGCUGAAGCUCCAAAGAAAGAAGAAACCUGUAGAACUGAAAGGCUGGACAGAUGAAGAAAGUGAAAUUAGAAUUCUUCUACAGUGUCUGCCUUACAUCUCUCAGCUGAGGUUCAUUCCACAACAGAAUGUGAGAGAAUACGGUCAAAAAAACCAAAAGAGUGUAAGACCAGUCCUGUUUAAUCUCUGUCUGCAAGCAGCUCUUUAUCAGAACGAGAUGAUUGAGACAGCUGUGGAGACUGCAGUUCUACCCUGUUUGAAAACAGAUAAAGGAAAAUCUGCUUUCCUGCUGAAUCUGUACUCCAGUUUAAAAGAGUACGAGACAAAAACCAGUGAGAGUGUUCUUAAAUUCUUACCAAAAUUUUACCAGCUAUUUCCUUCAGUCUGGUGCAUAAACCUCUCAGAGACAAGGGCCUCGGACCUUCUGGAAUUGCUGAAGCUGCAAACACAGAAGAAACCCUUAAAGCUAAGCAGGCUGACAGAUGAAGAGAGUGAAAUAAGGAGCCUGCUUCAGUGUUUGCCUUACAUCUCUGAGCUGAGGGUUGAUUUGCUUCUACAUGGAAGAAGAAAGAAAUUAACAAUUGUUGAGUUUUUGGUGAAGCUGAUUGUUGCAGCAGCAGCAGAGUGUGAUACCCCAACAGGACAGAGUUUCUCGAAGAUUCUGGCAUCUGUGUGCAGUUUCACAACUUUCUCAUUUAUGGCAAAUGAUAAGCAGUAUGACAAUACUGAUCAGUGUAUGAUUAUGCUGGAUCUUUACUCGAGUGUGAAUAAGUAUGAGAUUGAUACUGGCAAGAAUGUCCUUCCUGCUUUACUGGAAAUAUUCCAAUCAGUUAUGGAAGUUUGGACCACAGACCUCCUAGAAAAAAAGGCCUUACUCUUCCUAGAAGUGCUUAAACUUCAAACAGUGAAGAAACAUUUGGACUUGACUGGCUGGUCAAAUGCAAAAAGGAAAGUGAGGAGCUUCCUUCAGUGUUUGCCCUUCAUCUCCCACUUGAGACUGUACAGUGAUGCAUUGCUGAAAAUGGCGAAAGCAAAUAGAUUACGAGCUCCUGCUUCAGUGUCCAUUGAGGAACUUACACUAGUCCUAAGCAGCACCCAGAAAAGAGAGGAGACUUUUUUUAAGGUCCUGAGCAACUUGUCAUUCCUCCUGAGACUCUGGAAUGUAAAGUGUCUGAACUUGACUGAGUUCGAGAUAGAUGCUGAGCUGCUAACAGACCUAGUAGCCAACCGAAGCCUGCCAAAAAUCAGAUUAUCUGAAGAGACUCUUCAGCAGCUGGCUGCAGUGGUUUAUAAAGCUCAGGAUGAGGAACUUGCUUGCCGUUUCCUGCAGAAAGUGGGUGGAGACCUAACAUCAUGCUCUCUAAAUUGGGAAGUGGUUAACUAUUUCUCAAAGUGUCACAUGAUCACUGUGGACUUCAGAAAGAUUAACAUCAGUCAGAAAAAUAUCCAAGACCUUCUACCAGUGCUUGACAAAGUUCAGUUCAGAAGGUUAAAGUCCAGCUUCUUGCUGCCCAUCAUCAAAGAAAUCUAUGAGACUGGUUCCUCUCAGUCAGUGUCCAGUUUGCUGAAUUCAUUAGAGAACUGCAUCAAGCUGAACAGCAGAGACCUGGACUCUGUCCACUGUGCUGCCCUGCGCUACGUCCUUCAGCACUGCACGGCCAUCUCUCUUAGCUUGCAGUGGACCUCCAUACCAGAGGAGGAGCUAAAGAGCAUCGUGCCUUUGCUUAAGCAUGUCUCCCAUCUCAGUGUUGACAGGUUGCUGCUGCUGAGGCUGCUCCACUGCUGCAGUGUUUCAGAGGUCCAUCAGGAAACAGAGUUUCUGUUCUCGGCUCUACAGCAUCAGCUGGACUUUUCCUCCUCUACUCUGGACCUGACGGAGGACACGGAGGAGACUUCUGCUCUGUUCCUGAGCAAAGAAGACUGUAGAGUCAUCACCACCACCAUCCAGAGAGCUAAAACACAAACACUCCUCAUUCUCCAGGACUGUGAGAUAGAGAAGACUGGAGUGGAACAGCUUUUCAGCAUUUUCCACAAAGUUAAACUACGCUGCAGUAAUGCUUUGACGCUUCAGUUCCUGGAUCUUGUACAUGCUGGACCUGAGGAGCAGAAUGUCAGGCGUGCUGUGAUUCUUUCAAAGGUUUUGGGAGAUGAGGUGGACCUCAGUCAGACUCAUUUGAAACUGCAGUCCUGUAGAUCACUGGCACUGGUUUUGGAUCAGACCGAAGGCCUUUCAGAACUGGAUCUCAGCCACUGCCAGCUCACCGAUGAUGGUCUGGAGCAGCUGCUCCCUUACCUGCACAAAACCAGCGUCCUAGACCUCAGUUACAAUGAUAUUACUGAUGUCUCAGCCAGAAAAAUCUAUGAGAGAGUCUCUGGUAACAACAAUGUAAAGUCUGUCUGUCUCUUCAACAACAGAAUUACUGACACAUCGCUCUUCUUCUCAGACCUGCGCUUUGAGAUCUGGUGAUUAGCUUUGAUAGAAGUCUGCAUUGCUGAAGCUUUUUUAUAUCAAAGGCUAAAGGGGGUUUAUGUCUAUCAUUUCUAGGGAUUUCUAGGAUUCUAGGGCUGCUUCUAUUGUAGCUAUAGAACUAGUUGCACUGUUUUCACCUGUAGUUUGUGGACUAACUCUAAUCCUAGAAAUGAUUUUUCACGUACACCAGCCUGUUUGGAGGCUGGGGUCUGAGUGUAGGCCACUGUAUGGCGUGCCUGGAGCUGAAAGGGUUAAGGGCCUUUCACAAGGGCCCAGCAGUGGUUGCAUGGCAGAGCCAGGAUCUGGACCCAAAACCUUUUGAUUGAUAAACCAAAUCUCCACCCACUAGACUACCAUUGUCCAAUGAAAGUGCGUAACUGUGGACAGUGUUACUUAUGAUUAAUGGCAGACCUGGUUUUGGUGGUUCUUGGAUCUGAUUAUCCAGACAAACUUCAUAUCAGCAUAAGGUGACAUUUUUGGGCUUUCUUCCCAACCAUGGCAAAGAGACCACUGUUCCAUGUAGUCACCAGUCGAAUUCAUACAUUCACUAAUUAAAUAUUAAUUAUAUGUUGCCAAAAGUAUUCACUCUCCCAUCCAAAUCAUUGAAUUCAGGUGUUGCAGUAAUUUCCAUGGCCACAGGUGUAUAAAACCAAGCACCUAGGUAUACAGACGGCUUCUACAAACAUUAGUGAAAGAAUGAGUCGCUCUCAGGAGCCCAGUGAAUUCCAGCGUGGUACCAUGAUAGGAUGCCACCUGUGCAACAAGUCCAGUCGUUAAAUUUCCUCACUACUAAAUAUUCCACAGUCGACCGUCAGUGGUAUUAUAACAAAGUGGAAGUGGUUGGAAACGACAGCAGCAGGCCACGUAAAAUUACAGAGCGGGUCAGCGAAUACUGAGGCACGUCCUGAGCAGAGGUCGCUGACUUUCUGCAGAGUCAAUCGCUACAGACCUCCAAACUUCAUGUGGCCUUCAGAUUAGCUCAAGAACAGUGUGUAGAGCUUCAGGGAAUGGGUUUCCAUGGCCGAGCAGCUGCAUCCAAGCCUUACAUCACCAAACACAAUGCAAAGUGUCAGAUACAGUGGUGUAAAGCAAGCCGCCACUGGACUCUAGAGCAGUGAAGAUUGGGGUGCAGUGUUCAGAGCAGUGUUCUCUGGAUUUAAAAAUCACGCUUCUCCGUCUGGCAAUCCGAUGGACGAGUCUGGGUUUGGAGAACGGUACCCGUCUGACUGCAUUGUGCCAAGUGCAAAGUUUGGUGGAGGGGGGAUUAUGGUGUGGGGUUGUUUUUCAGGAGCUGGGCUCGGCACCUUAGUUCCAGUGAAAGGAACUUUUGCUGCUUCAGCAUACCAAGAGAUUUUGGACAAUUACAUGCUCCCAACUUUGUGAAAACAGUUUGGGGAUGGCCCCGCCAGACAUGGAGGAGCGAGUUUGACUGGUCCUGACCUCAACCCGAUUGAACACCUUUGGGAUGAAUUAGAGCGGAGACUGUGAGCCAGGCCUUCUUGUCCAACAUCAGUGUCUGACCUCACAAAUGCGCUUCUGGAAGAAUGGUCAAAAAUUCCCAUAAACACACUCCUAAACCCUGUGGAAAGCCUUCCCAGAAGAGUUGAAGCUGUUACAGCUGCAAAGGGUGGCGACAUCAUAUUAAACCCUAUGGAUUAAGAAUGGGAGUCACUCAAGUUUAUAUGCGUGUGAAGGCAGACGAGUUAAUACUUUUGGCAAUAUAGUGUAUUUACUAUACUGAUACUAAGCUAUAUACUAUACUAUAUUUAUAUUUUACUUAUACUGAACUAUAUACUACACUACACUACACUACACUAUACUAUACAGUUUAAUAAAUGUGAUCAAAAUAAAUGUUAUUAAAAAGUAUCAAUCUGUAUCAAAAAGUGAUUCAUGCAUGUAGCAUGUAAUAGUUACAUAAUAUUAAUUAUAUUAACAACAGCUGAGUGAAUAGGCUUUUUGUUAUCUUUUAGUCAAUCUAUUGCAUUAAUUAUUAACAAUAUACGUGGUUUUACUUAGUAAAGAUUACUGGAUAUAAUCAAAUAAAACUUAUUAGAAGUAGUCAGUGUAAUCAAAGGCUUGUCUCAGUGGAAUCAGUGUGAAAACUGAAAUUUACUAAGGUGAGCAAUAUUUAGAAUCAAUAUGUUUAGAAAAUAAUGCUGAAAUCUAGAGUCUGUGGUGGAGCAUGAGAAUGUAACAGAAUCAUAAAAAGUCACAUAAAAAGUCUCACUUUUGGGAUCAUGUUUGUUUUGUUUGCAAACUACUUAAUAAACUUGUUGUUUAUCUGCA